AAAAAUUAAAAAAUUAAAAUUAAAGCUCAAGUUUUUAUUUCUUUCUCGCGAUUUUUAAUUUCUACAACCCAUGAAUGAAAAUGCAUGUUUUUCAAUUCUGCAGAGGAUAACCUCGUAAAAGAGAAGAUACUUGUGUAAUGAAUUAAUGAUACAUAGUGACCGAACAUGGAAAGGCGAUUACCGUUUCCUCCCAAGGCAACAAAGAACCACCCGACUUUAUCGAGAGACGAUAGUCGAAAUCCACCUACAUUCAAACCCCCUCAAGAAUUCGAUUUACGACCCCCUUCACUUGCGUGGAAAGGUAAAACCUUUCUGCAAGAGGACGAAGAUGAAGACGAAGAAGAGCUAAUGACCGACGUUCUUUCGUUCAAGAUCGGUCAAGAUUCUUUCGAAGAAAACGGGUCCACUUCAUUUCACGGAGUGAGUCAUCCACCGGAACCUAUAGAUACAGACACGAUGAAACCCGUUUACGUACCGAUCGCCCACAAUAAAAACGAGGUCGGAAUCAAAACCCUAACCAAGAACGGCCCGUUUCUCAAAAGCCCAUUAUCUCUCUCACCUUCCGAUACCUUAACCGAAGAGGCGAACAUGCAAGAUUCGGACGAAAAGGAAUGCGUGUGGGACACUUCGUUGCCGCCGAGUCCACUCAGUAGCAUAGAUAGUGUAAGCGUCGCAAGAACUAUGAGCAUAGCCAAUAGCUACGCAAGCAGCACUUACCGAAGCGAUGGUUUAACGACGAGCGACGGGAUGCUUAGUAUGACGAAAGGGAAUAUUCUCGGAGAUUCCCUCGAGAGUACGAAAACCAGCCAUAGUCGAGCGAGUGAUAGUAGCGGACUUAGCGACGACAGUAAUUGGAGUAAUAAUACGGGGAGUGCGAAUAAGCCUCAUAAGGGAAACGAUCCUAGGUGGAAGGCUAUAAUUGGUGUUCGAGCGAGGGAGGGUAUUUUGGGCAUGAGCCAUUUUAAGCUGCUUAGGAGACUCGGGUGUGGAGAUAUAGGGAGUGUGUAUCUAUCGGAGCUGAGUUCGACUCGGUGUUUUUUUGCGAUGAAGGUUAUGGAUAAGGCUUCGCUUGCUAGUAGGAAUAAGUUGAAUAGGGCUCAAACGGAACGGGAAAUAUUGCAGCUUUUGGAUCAUCCAUUUUUGCCGACUUUGUACACUCAUUUCGAGACGGAUCGGUUUUGUUGUUUGGUUAUGGAGUAUUGUCCGGGUGGAGAUCUUCAUACUUUGAGGCAGAGACAACCUGGGAAACAUUUUUCGGAAUAUGCUGCGAGAUUUUACGCAGCGGAAGUUCUACUAGCACUCGAGUACCUCCACAUGCUAGGAGUGGUUUACCGUGACCUAAAACCCGAAAACGUCCUCGUACGCGACGACGGCCACAUCAUGCUUUCUGAUUUCGACCUCUCCCUCCGAUGCACAGUCUCUCCAACCCUAAUCCGAACCUCCGCACCAAACUCCGGAUCUGGAUCCUCCUUCUGCAUGGCGGCGGGCCCCACUUCCUCCGCAUGCAUGAAGCCCUCGUGCUUCCUCCCCCGCCUCAUCUUCCCCCAAAAGAACAAGAAAAAGUCGAGGGGCGAAACGGUAAUUUCGGCCGGUGCCCUACCGGAGCUUCUGGCGGAGCCCACCUCGGCCAGGUCGAUGUCUUUCGUCGGGACCCACGAGUAUUUGGCGCCGGAGAUUAUUAAAGGGGAGGGGCACGGGAGCGCGGUGGAUUGGUGGACUUUCGGGAUUUUUUUGUACGAGUUGCUCUACGGCAAGACGCCGUUUAAGGGGGCGGAGAAUCGGAAGACGUUGUUUAAUGUGGUGGGGGAGCAGCUGAGAUUCCCUGAUUCUCCGGCGACUAGCUACGCGAGCAGGGAUCUUAUUAGGGGUUUGCUUGUGAAGGAGCCACAGAAUAGGCUGGGGGUGAAGAGGGGGGCGACCGAGUUGAAGCAGCACGCGUUUUUCGAGGGGGUGAAUUGGGCUUUGAUUAGGUGUAGUACGCCGCCGGAGGUGCCGAGGCCGGUGGAGAUGGAAUUCCCGGCAAAGUUUCCGGCGAAGGUGGAGGAGGUGGUCGGUGGUGGUGGCGGCAAGAGGGUGGUGGGGACAGAGAUGAAAUCUGGGGGGAAGUUUCUUGACUUUGAGUUCUUUUAGGUUGGUAGGAGAAUUUGGUUUUCUUGUCCUUUUUUUUUUUUUUUUUUCUUAUUUAAUAUUUAAAUCAGUUCAAUUAGUUGAUGGUAAUGGAAUUUGUAUGUCCCAAUUUGAGGAUGCUUGAUAUUUAGUAACUGUAUUUCAACCAUAAUUUGAAAAUUGGGACAAA
Molecule: messenger RNA, 2296 nt
Organism: Erythranthe guttata (spotted monkey flower)
Lineage: Eukaryota; Viridiplantae; Streptophyta; Magnoliopsida; Lamiales; Phrymaceae
Product: Protein kinase superfamily protein
Biological process (GO): protein phosphorylation
Molecular function (GO): ATP binding; protein kinase activity
Source: RefSeq, a predicted model, not a curated record